Lachancea sp. 'fantastica' is the source of this 1506-nucleotide messenger RNA. The record is from the annotation of a GenBank genome assembly. Lineage: Eukaryota; Fungi; Ascomycota; Saccharomycetes; Saccharomycetales; Saccharomycetaceae.
AUGAAGCACUCUACAACGGUUUCGGUGGUCGGGCUGGUGCUGACGGCCCUGGUGGUGAUUCGGCUGCUUUUGAUAGGGAACAGCAGCAUCGUGGUACGAUUUGCAUGGCCGCCUUUCAUUGUGUUCCGAUCUUAUGUGCCAUCGUUUGAAAACGUCCCAAACGUGCAGUUCUACGACCUGCGUAACUACAAUGGUAAGCCUGACGGAUGGCAGCGUGGAGACCGCGUCCUGUUCACGGUACCGCUUAGGGACGCAGCUGAACAUCUACCUAUGUUUUUCGAGCAUAUGGCUCGCACCUCGUAUCCACACAACUUGAUCGAUCUUUCGUUCUUGGUCAGUGACAGUUCCGACGACACCAUGGGCGUGCUGCUAGCAUACUUGCAGAAGGCUCAGUCGCAAACUGACCGCAGUAAACGGUUUGGCAACAUUGAAAUCUACGAAAAGGAUUUUGGCCAAAUCAUCGGACAGUCGUUCUCAGAUCGUCAUGGGUUUGCAGCCCAGGGUCCCAGACGUAAACUGAUGGGCCGGGCCCGUAACUGGCUCGGAUCUGUGGCUCUCAAGCCGUACCAUUCGUGGGUUUACUGGCGUGACGUGGACGUGCAAACUAUCCCACGUACCAUAUUGGAAGAUCUCAUGCACCACGACAAAGACGUGAUUGUUCCUAAUGUUUGGCGUCCACUGCCGGAUUGGCUCGGGAAUAUUCAACCAUACGACCUGAACUCGUGGCAAGAGUCUGAAGGAGGUUUGCAAUUGGCAGAUUCACUUGACGAUGACGCUGUGAUCGUCGAAGGGUAUCCGGAGUACGCUACGUGGCGUACGCAUUUGGCGUAUAUGCGGGAUCCCUCUGGUGACCCUGAAGUCGAAAUGGAACUGGACGGUAUCGGAGGCGUGUCUAUCUUGAGUAAAGCCAAGGUUUUCCGCGCGGGUUCGCAUUUCCCGGCAUUUUCGUUUGAGAAACACGCUGAAACCGAAGCUUUUGGUAAAUUGUCGCGCAGACUAGGCUACAGUGUAAUCGGGCUGCCGCAUUAUGUGAUUUGGCAUAUUUACGAACCUUCGUCUGACGAUCUCAAGCACAUGGCCUGGAUGGCCGAAGAAGAGAAGCGCAAAGUAGAGGAAAACAAGAUUCGUGAGUUUUACGACAAGGUUUGGGAAGUUGCAUUCGAUGACGUUCGUGACGAAUGGGAAACGGAAAGACUUCAAGUUAUGAAAAACAUUGAUCCUAGCUCUGUGAACCGUCAUAUCACGGUCGAUUGGGACGGUAUUGACGACGAUUUUGCCGAGGAAGCGACCCAGAACGACAAACCAGAAGACUUCGCUAAAGAAGGUGAACCAGAGGGCCUCAAACCCGAGGAUGGAAAAGACGAAAACUCUCAGAACCCGGACUCAAAGGACGCCGAAGUUAAGGACUCCGACAAGAAGCCCGAGGCUGGCGAUGUUGGAGCUGCUGAGAAGCCCAAGAAAAACCCGGACGAAGUUGAACAACUCGAUUUCGAUCCCGAUAUUUGA